Molecule: messenger RNA, 2028 nt
Organism: Topomyia yanbarensis
Lineage: Eukaryota; Metazoa; Arthropoda; Insecta; Diptera; Culicidae
Gene: Swip-1
Product: EF-hand domain-containing protein D2 homolog
Exons: 4
Coding region: 616-1200 (194 amino acids)
Molecular function (GO): calcium ion binding
Source: RefSeq, a predicted model, not a curated record
UUUCAGCCGAAUCGGGUGCACAACAAGUGCUCUUGUCGUCUCAAAUUUGCAUCUCAUUCCAUUGCACCGGUUAUCGACCACCACGCUCAAAAUAAAAAAAAAAACACUGGCUCAGGUCAGCUACAGCAUUUGCGCAUCAAACUGUUGUGUGUUGAUUCCAGCCCCCUGCGCCUCAAGCGCUACAGCAAAUGCAAUGUUAAGCAGAUAACUUUGAUCUGCAUACAACAUCAACAACGGCAGGUGUGAUUAAUUAAGGUAGUUUAACCUUUGCCGCUUACAAGAGGAAGGAACAAGGAAAAAUAAAACAAGUGCAACAAUAAAAAAAAGUUCGUCUGUGCACGAAGUACAGCAUAUGUGUCGAAUGCGUUUUGAUUAGCUGCACGUAUCUCAGCAAGCAAGUGGCAGGCGAACCAGACAAGCAAAAAGAAUCGAUUUGAAAUAAAUAAUUGGAAAAAAAAUCUCCGAACAAUAAGUGAAUAAUUGUUGGCAAGGGGUUUUCACUUCCAGUCAGCAUCUGUGUCAUUGUGUGUGUGUUUCUGUCGGUUUUGAUACCGAAGCUAUAUAAAAGGAGAUAAAAAUUGUGGAUCUUGACAAGCAAGACAAGCAGAUAGAAUAAUGUCAGCUGACGCCGAACUAUUUUCCGUCCUGAACCGUCGUCAGCAAAUCAACGAUGCUCUGGAGAAUGGACAGGAGGUGAAACAUACGUAUCGCGUGGUUAAUAUCUACACUGAGUUUCACGAGUUCUCGCGAAAGGAGAUUAAGGAUUAUCAGGCUACGUUCUCCAAGUACGACGUCGGUAAUGAUGGCUUUCUCGAUCUGGCCGAACUGAAGUUCAUGAUGGAGAAGCUCGGUGCCCCACAGACGCACCUCGGCCUGAAAGGCAUGAUCGAGGAAGUAGACGAAGACAAAGAUGGGCGGAUUUCUUUCCGAGAGUUUCUGCUGAUUUACAGGAAAGCGCGAGCCGGUGAACUGGUUUCGGACUCUGGUCUUGGUCAGCUGGCCCGCCUUACCGAGAUCAAUGUCGACGAGGUUGGAGUGAACGGAGCCAAGAACUUUUUCGAAGCCAAAAUUGAACAGCAGCUGAGAACGAAUAAAUUUCACGACGAAAUUAGGCAAGAACAGGACGAGAAACGUCGCAUGGAAGAGGAACGGAUUCUGCGUCGACAACAGUUCCAGCAAAGAGCAGCCGUUUUCCAGUAAACAAGCUAACAACCUGUCGAUUUCGGUCGCUAAGUUGCAAGCUAAAGAACAACCAACUUAUCUAAUCCCCCCUACACCCUCCGUACGUAUAGACAAAACAAUGGAUAUAAGUUUCUGUAAAUGUGUAAAUGUUAUAAAGUUACUUUUAACGCUAGGUUUUAGUAUGCAACAACAAUGUUCAAUGUUUUAAAAUUAGACGAAAAGUUUGUGUCAUGCUUAGUUAACUGAUUUUACCAAACAAAACAACCUGGAUUGAAAAACAAAAAUGAGUCGUCAACAUAUUUACAAGUGGAUGAAAUUAAAUGUGAUAACGAAAGAGUCAAAGGAAUGGAAAGCGAGCCUUAUCAGGAGUUUAGUAGCUAUAGGCGAAUGAGGUAGAUCACAUAUCGGAAUUAGAUGGCCAUAUUUUCGCUCUUUUGCUCCCUGGGAAAGGGAAGAGCUGCAACAGUGUAUCUCUGUGUAAUAUUCCACUAUUUGAGCUAAUAUUUAAGUCCCGAAUGCUUAGCAGUAAAUUUUUAACAGUUUUAUUUUAAUGUCAGGAGAUGGGUAAACAAAGAAGGAAUAAUGAGGGUGUGCUGUUUAGAGCCUAGUUCAAGCUAGUUGGAGUUGUGGUAUAUUUUUGAUAUCAAAGAUUUUACGUGCAGGGAAAAACGAAUCGUGCUUGUGGAGAGAGGAGAAUAUCUGUUCAUCCUAUUGGCCACAGUAUAUUACAAUUACGAUGUUUGAGUGACUGUACAGCUAGUAAUGUAGACAAUGUAGUAUUUAAGUUGACUCAAUUGUGAAAGUUUCAAUGUGAAAAAGUUACAAUAAAUAUUCCGGUUGACGGUA